Molecule: messenger RNA, 6622 nt
Organism: Amphimedon queenslandica
Lineage: Eukaryota; Metazoa; Porifera; Demospongiae; Haplosclerida; Niphatidae
Product: putative leucine-rich repeat-containing protein DDB_G0290503
Exons: 20
Coding region: 110-6622 (2170 amino acids)
Source: RefSeq, a predicted model, not a curated record
UCGGAUUUCCGUAUACUUUUAUAAACUCCACCCUUUCCACACCUACCAUACAAUUAUGAGGCUUUGUGUUUGCAAAUAAGUGGUAAAAAGCCUCUCUUGGAUUAUUAAAAUGGAGGAAGAAGAAAGGAAGAGCAAAGUACAAGCUGGAAAAGAUGCUUUGCUUGCUUUUCAAAAAAAGAAGAAGAGUAAAAAGAAAGUAAAUAAGUCGAAUACCACCACUGGGGAUGAGCAGUCUGUACUAAUGGACACACUGGAUGUCGACUAUGAUACGUCUCAGUCUGCCCUCAUGGAGUCCACUGAUUCUCCUCACAAUCAUGUCAAUAACACUGCCGCCAGUACUAUCCAGUCGUUGAAUCACAUCUCGAACCACACGUCUAUUGAUCAGCUAUUAGCCGAGAAGGAGUCGCUGGAGAAGGAGCUUGAGAGAUGUAGAGCAGAGAAAGAUGGAGCUCAAAUGUCUCUCAAUCAUUUUAAGACCCAGCUAGCGUCUCUUCAGAAAACCCUUCUCUCGUCUCAGGAGUCUUUGGCAGCUAAGGAGAAGGAGGCUAGUGACAUGCAGAGGCAGUUUCAGUCGGAAAUGGCGUCGGCUCUUGAAGCCAAAGAGAAGGAGCACAACGAGUUGAUGGAGAAAGAAAGAGAGAAUCAUUUGCAGCAUGUUAAUCGACUUUCAGAGCAGUUCUUAGACCAACAGGAGCAACGGCAACUAGACGAAGGAGAACUUGAGGCAACACGCAUCAAACAACUGAAGACAACACUCGAAGAAAUGCAUGAGAAGGAAAAAGAGAACAUGUUGUUAUCAGCUCAGAAAGAGAAAGAGAUGCUGAGAGAAGAGUUUGAGAGAGAGAAGGCACAGCUUGAAGCUAGCUUUGCCGAAACGACAGAGAAAAACAGGAAGCAGUUGGAGGCAGUCGCUAACGAACAAAUAAAACAAUACCACAAUCAAUAUGUAGCAGCUCAUUCUAAUCUAAGCAAAGAGAAAGAAGAAAUUGAAAAGAAGCUGAAAGAAUCACUGAAAGAGUCCAUGGAGCUGAGAGGCACCGUGUCUGCCCUAGAGAGGGAGAGAAAUGAUUCGCUUGAUCUUGAGAAAAUGCUGCAUAAUUGGAAAGAGAAAGCCUCCGGGCUGGAGUCAAGGCUUCAGCAAGAAACUGUCGAUCAUACGGAAAUGCUACUAGCCAAAGAUGACACCAUUAAACAACUAGAGAAGGAAAUCGAAAGAGAAGCCUCCUCUCAUAGCGAAGACAUCAAGAGACUGGAAAGAGAGAAAGAAGAGCUGAGGGAGAGAUUAGAAGAAUCAGUAUCUCAGCUAGAAACAAGACUGAGGGAAAGAGAGAAGUCGUUUCAAGAAGAAAAGGAAAUAAUGACCGCUAGACAUGAUGAAAUUGUCAAGCAGUUGGAGGAGGAGCACUCUACACAGAUCAGUCAGUUAGAAGUAGAGAAAUCGACUGAAGUCAGUCAACUCGAGGAAAGCAUUUCUGAGACUGCCGACAAGUCUCAGGCGAGCCUGGACUUUGCCGUGAAACACAUGAAUGAGCUUCAGACUCAGUUAAACGCCUACCGUAAUCAAGAGAUGAGUUAUAAGAGCCAACUGGAGAGGCUAGAACAAGAGAAAAAUCAAGAGAUGGAGAGACUGAGAGAAGAGCAUGCGAGGAUACUUGCUCAAUUACAAGAUGAAAGAUCUCAGAGUGAAAACGAGAGAGAUCUUAAGAUUAAUGAUCUGACGUCAUUGCUGGAUCAACUACGCACUGAGAAAGGUGAAUUGGAGGAGUCUUUGUUAUCAAUAAAAGCCAAGGCAGCCCAGGAUGAAGCAGACCACACUGCUACUAUUGCUAAACUUAGACAAUCACAUAACGAAGAGAUUGCUGAUGCUAAGAAUACUCUGAUUGCAAACCACGACGAAGAACUAGAGAGAGUAAGAAGGACUCUACAGAUAGAGAAAGAGACCGAAUUGGAGGAAUUGAAAGAGAAGAACAAAAGGGACCUUGAAGCACUCAAGAGCAGUCUCUCUUCAACGAGCCAGGAAGAGCUGGCCACAACAAAGAUGAAGGUAAUGGAACUGGAGACGAAAUGCCAGCAGUUAGAAAGAGAAUAUCAGGACAGCAGAGUCCUUCAAGAGAAGCUCCACAACACCGAGAAGGAUUUGAAGUCGUCUCGUGUUUCGCUAAGCUUGCUCGAGAGCGAGUUAAGAGAAAAGGAAACAACACGGGAAUCAGAAAUCAAUUCGUUAAAGGUGAACGCCGCUCAGCUUGAGGUAGAGAUCAACGAACUGAAAUCGACAAAUGAGAAAUUAAAGGAAAAUUACGACGGCAUCGUUCAAGAGAAAGAAGACGAGAUUGCUACUCAGACGUGCCGAGUGAGCUCUCUACAGCUGAAACUCAAUGAGCUGACCCAAGAGCUCGAAGGAGAGAGAAACGCCCAUGCAAAUAAUGAAUCCGACAAAUUAGUGAAAGUACAUGCCCAGUUAGCAGAGGCUAAGGAAAGGUGCGAUUUGCUGAAAGAGGAGUGGUCAGCAGAAGAAGCAACGCUUCAGGCAAAGCUACAAGACAAGGAGAAAGCUCUGACAAACGAAAGGGAAACUUGGGAAGAGAAAGAGAAAGUGCACAAGAAGAAAGCAAACAAACUCAAGAAAGACCUGGAGACCAAGAGCAGUCAGCUACAAGAGAUGGAGACACUCAUUGAAGAAUUGAAGACAAGCCUCACUGCAGCUAACAAGCAAAUUGAAUCCGCACAAGAUAAGAUACGAGAGCUAACAGCAGCUAAUGGAGUACUGGAUCAGACUAACAGUACUUUAGAGCUAAGGAUAAGAGAGUACCAGGACCAGUUGGAUAACCUUAGGACACAAUUACAAGAGAAAUUGCCUCUUGUUGAAGAUCAAAGUCUAUUGAUAUCCGACCUACAAGAGAAGCUAAAGCUACGCGAAGAAGCAAAUGCCGAAAUAAAGAGAGAGUAUCAAGAACGACUGAAUGAGGCUGAAACAAAGCAGCUCUCACUCCAAAGGAAGAUACAAGCAAUGCAGAGGAUUGAGAAUAGAUUAAACACACUCUCAAGCGAAAGAGGAGGGCUGGAGAAAUCCUUGGCUAAAUCAAGACAGUCCUUAAUACAAAAGCUACGGGAGAAGGAAAUAAUAGAGAAAGACCUUACUUACCAUAGAACGGAGCUUGAGAGACGUCUAUUGGAGAAGCAGAGAGUGGAGGAGCUCCUUUACGAAAAGAAUAAGUACGAGAAGGAGCUGUUGGAGCAGAGGGAACGACUGAGCUGUGAUCUUGAUAAAAUAGAGAAGAAAUUUAAGAGGAGAGAGGGAGCCAUGUGUAGUUUUAAUUCCGAAGAGCCAAACACUUCAACUGGUACUUAUAACAGCGAGAACUACUAUGGUGCAAAAAUACUAGCAGCCUCAGGUGUAAAAAGUGCUUCUCAAUUAGCACCUAGAAUGAAAUUAGACUGCAACUCUAGAGACGAGGUGAGACAUUUAAAUCUUUUCAACCUGCUGCUGAUUGUUGUUUCAUUCUCUAGAGGAACCGCUACUGGUAUGAACAGUGAGGAAAAGCGAAAAGAUGGCGACGAGGACGUUGCCUUUGAAGUAGAAAGAAAAUGGCGGGGAAAAGAAACCAAUGGCGGACUCGAGGAAGCUCUGGAAAGCCAAGAAAGAGAUAUAGAAGAGCUUAAGAGAAGAUUAAUAGCUCAGAAACUCGUCCACACCGUUCAACUAAGAGCUAUAGAAGAAUUGAAAGAAGACCGUGCUUUGAUGGAAGCCGUACAACCAGAAGAUGACGAGGGUAACCUUUACGAGGAGUUGGUAGCUUUAAAGGAUGCGUUUAAAGUCAAUUAUAAUAAACUGCUCGAGAUAGAAAAGGUUCAAGAUGAACGUGAAGAUGAGUAUGACAAGUGUAUUCAUAGACUAAAGGUGGAGCUGGAAGAGAAGGAGGAGGAGCAUGCAAAAGAUAAACAACUGUUACUGGACGAAUUAGAGGAAUUUAAAGACAAUAUGGCCACACUGAGGAAAGAAAAGGAAGGCUUGGCCAGGAAAAGCAAGGAAGAGAGGGAAAGAUUAAAGAAAGAAUACCUAACUAAUAUACAGAAGCUAAAAGAUGAGAUAAGGGAAUCAAAUUUAGCCUCUGAGCAGCGUCACAUUGAAGACACCAACACAUUACAAGCACUGCACACUCACUUGCAUGAUGUACAACAAGAAAGGGAUAAGUUGCAAGGAGCUUUGCUAACAUUGCAUCAAACAGUUUCAUCACUUCUUCCUCUAAAUAUUAAUCAUAGCACCUUGACCCCGCCCGCCACUGAAUGGACAUCACCUGCUCACUUGUCUGAUGGCAUGACCACACCUAACAACCACACCCACAAAACAAUUACUGCCAGUACUGGAGACAGUGGUCUUGAAGAUUCUCAUCCAAAGAAUGGCACUACUGCUACUGUCAAAGAUGGAGUCAUGCCUGUCAAUUACGCCCACGCUAAUAAUGAAGAUGAUGAUGAUGAUAAUCUAACAAUUUUAUCUAUUAACUCGAGUUCUGAUGUACCCGCCAUUUGGGAUCUUGAAAGUGCCUCGCCUAACUUACACUCAAUACAAGAUAUAAUACCUCAUUUGUAUCAGUCUGUGUCUCAUCUUGUUAAUAGCUUCCUCUCAUCAUCAACACAGGCAAUACAGUAUCAAAAUGAGUUGAUGCAGGCACAAGAAGAGCUAAGUAAAUCUGAAACUAAUCUUAACGUUCAGUUAAAUACAAUCACAGAAUUAGAAGAACAGAUAAGGAAUUUAGAGGCUCAGCUGACUAGUAAAGUGAUAACAGAAGAGGAUUUGAAAUCAGCUCAAGAGAAGAUAUCAUCACUUAUAAAAGAAAUUGAGCUAACACGCAAGCAGAAUGAAGAGAAUGCAAAGAAAGAAAAAGAAGAGGAAAAGGCUAGAUUGAUAGAGAAAGAGAGAAAUACAUUAAAUAACCAGGUAAAACUGCUACAGAAAGAGUUACUCCUGUUACAAAAGGAGAGAGGGGCACAGAGAGAUGUCAUCAAAUCGCUACAAGAAAAAUUAGAAUCGUUUGAAAGCAACUCCAGAAAAGAGAUUGAGAGACUGAGAUCCUCAGAGGCUAAACUCACAAAAGAGUUGAGGGAGAGAGCCACUCGCAUACAUGAACUUGAGUGUCUACCAGAACAACUUGUAUCCCAGCAGCAAAAGAAUGAAGAGCUUCAAGAGACUAAUGACCACCUAAAUAAAGAAUUAACUAAAGCACAGCACGCCAUUGCUACAAUGCAAUCAGCCGAACACCUCCAGUCACAAUUAGAAGCGAAUCGUUUUCAACUUUUAAAAGAGAAGGAGAAAUAUGAGGAGCUGAAGAAGACUUGUGAGGAAAAUGAAGCAGCACUGAGAGAAGUAACAGCGGAACUGGAAAGAGGCGAAGAGUCGAGAGAAAAGGCUAAAAAAGAGCUUUUGGAAGCGAACGCAGAAUUAGAGGUAAAAGAAGAAGAACUGGAGAAGUUAUUAGCCAUUAGGAAUGAAGCACAGGAGCAAUGCGACCAUUUGAAUACCCAAAUACAAACUCUCAACAGUCAAGUGGAGUCUCUCUCGGUUGGUCUCAAGUCCUCUAACGAACAGGUAUCCAAACUGUGCCAGAAUAUGGAGGAGAAGGAGAGAGAUAUUACACCUGUGCUAGAGAAAGAUGCCAAUGAAACUGAGCUACUUUCCUCACACGAGAGAAUAUCUGUACUGGAGAAACAGCUUUCUGAACAAGCAGCCCAGCUAGGACAAGCACUGGCCGAAAGAGAGAAAGAGUUUAAAGAAUCACUAGCAAAGGAGACACAAAAAGGAAAGAAGAAGCACGACCAAUUGACAAAGAAAUAUAAUAAGCUUCUUAAAACACAGCAAAGUCUUAAAGAAUCUUCUGUCAAUAGAGAGAGAGAACUCAGUGAGGCUUACCAGCUACUUCAAGACCAGCUAAGAGAAGCAACUUCAGACGCAAUAAAGAGCAACAGGGAGCUAGAGGACAAUAAAGCACUUGCUCAGAAGCUGUUGGAGCAAUUGGAAGCAAUGAAAGGACUGAAGAGCAAUUCAGACAUAACUUACAAGCAGCAGCUAGACGCACUGAGACAAGCAUUGGAGGAGAAAGAGAACCAGCUCUCAGAAAUAACUAACGAUUUCUUAGAAGAGAAGCUUCGGGUGGCUCAAAUGAGAGGAGAGAAUAGCUCUUUACUGUCAAGGAUUAACUCACCGGAGAAAACUAAUCCUUUUUCAAUAAAUAGACAGAAAUCUGACGAUAUUUUAGAACAAGAGAAAACGUCUUUACGAUCAGCACUUCAAUCCAGUCAAGCAGAGAUUCACAGAUUGUCUGGUUUACUCACUAGACGUGAAAACCGUGUCAAAUCAUUGAUAUUUCAAAAGCGCUACUUAAUCAAUGAGCUUGAUGCAUAUUUUCACACAAGUCAAGCAGCUCUGCUCAUGAUACAGGAUAUGGGUGGAGUCCCGUGGGAGCCGCCUCAUUUGCGUCACAGGAAGAAAAAGGAUGGAAAGACUUUCAAGAGAUUUGGUGUCCUUGUGUGCUGUGUAGUUAGACUGAGAAGACUGGGAAAGAGAAGACAUUCUCACAGAAUUAAUGGAUAUAUUCCUGUAGCUAGUCAAAUCAAACCCUCUAAAUAA